Molecule: messenger RNA, 199 nt
Organism: Dentiscutata erythropus
Lineage: Eukaryota; Fungi; Glomeromycota; Glomeromycetes; Diversisporales; Gigasporaceae
Source: the annotation of a GenBank genome assembly
AUGUGUCUAGAAAAGGCACAAGAAGUGUUUGUGGGUUUUGCUUUGUGGCUGGGGUUGCCUCCGUACCCAGCUUCAAAUGAGCUUUUGGCGGCUUUUCUUGCUUGGUUGGAGCUUUCCAAGAGAGUAUCGGAGAUGCCAAUUUGUUUGGCAGCAAUAGCUAGAGAGCACAAAUUAAGGGGCUUGGUAGACCCAACGAAGG